Messenger RNA from Anoplopoma fimbria (sablefish), 5418 nucleotides. RefSeq names its product iodothyronine deiodinase 2 (gene dio2). The record is from RefSeq and is a predicted model, not a curated record. Gene Ontology annotation, molecular function: thyroxine 5'-deiodinase activity. NCBI's taxonomy places the organism in Eukaryota, Metazoa, Chordata, Actinopteri, Perciformes, Anoplopomatidae. The transcript is spliced from 2 exons.
CAGGCAUGAGUCGACUCACACAGCGAAGCCAAGCCGGGGAAACGCCAAGCAGCCACGGGAACAGGCAGACAGAAACAUCUGCUUGAAUAUUCUAAUUGCUUCCAGUCAUUGGUUUUCACUGUUAACUGUCAAAUAACCUGAAAGCACAUUUAAAGUGUCAAUGUCACUUGAAAAAAGAAGAGCGGUUUGUGUUGAGCUAUACAAUGUUGUGGAUUACAAAACAACAAAUGUUUACAAAAUGAAAAACACAAUGUGAUAUUUGUAUUCGUAAAUUUAAAUGUUCCUGUAUACAGUUUUUCCUGUUUUUUUUCCUGUUAUUAAUUUACAGUAUCUAAUGUAGUGAUGCAUGUUAGAGUAGUCUAAUGUUGGAUGUGAAAAAACACAGUCCCCUGCCUCUGUGAUUAUUACUAUAAUGAGAAUGACAGUACUGUGAUUACUACAGUCAGAAUAACUACAGUAUUGUAUCGGUCUGUGUAUCAUUUCACAUUAAGCAUGUUGUGGAAUGUACUAUAACAAUGUAAUAGCUACUUGCUGCCAGACAGUUACUGUACAUAUCACAGUGUUCCUUUUUUUUUUACACUGCCAAAACCUCCCAACUCUUACAACAUUUAAGUGUUUUUCAAGACAUGCAUCUAAGCAGGGUUAACACACUUCUCAAGGGCCUUUUCUAAAAGCUUGCUUUAUAUUGUCUAAUCCGGUAGACGUAAUGUGUAUCUAUUAAUCUGUUAGUCUAGGUAUAUAAAAUGUGUUAUAUGUCAUCAUAAAUUAAGCAUCAACCUUACUAAAAGUGUCACUGUUUGUGUCUUACUUUAGAAAAUACUCCAAGCAGUAAUACAGACCAAAGGAAAUAAAUAGUAAAACAAUUCCAUUAUUUUUACAGUAUAUUUCAAGUUGGUAGUAAAAAAACAACACACAUCAACAAGUCAAGUUUCUCAUCUAUUAGUGACACAUACCUUCAGCACAGCACAUUACCACUUCUAAAUGUUGGUGUAUAUCAGGCCAUGUUUGAGGCCUGUCUACAUCCUUGUGCUCAUGAUGAUAGAGGACACCAUACUGUACAAACAACACGGUGACCCGCCUGUCAAUCAUGCUUUACAUCAUUACCCAUCGUCAAAUACCUCACAGGGGAUUUUUUAAGAGGAAUUAAAUCGGCUUAGUGCAAAAAACAAUACCCAAGUUUCAAAUGGAGAAAGUGAAAGAACUGAUCUUCAGUCCUUAAUGUGAUCAUAGGAAUAAGAUAAUGGACAGUAAUAGGUUGAUGUUUAUACAUAAUAAGGCGUCUACCGUGAAAUAUCUUUGUUUUUUUCACUAUGAAAUAAGCAAACUGCAAGGUUUUUUGCUGUCCGAGAAGCUGGUGCACAGGAGACUGAAUGCAGACUGAGGUCUCGGUCCUGCGUCCUGCUUACGGUCCGUUUGAAGCAGCUGAAGGCUGUGGUAAAGGUCAGGGAAGAUGUGGUCUACAUGGCAUGAGUGUUCUGUUUGUCAUCUUUUUUUAAAAUGACAAACACCUCCAGCUUAGUUCAGUCCCUGUGUGCAGGCCUGGGGGGAGGAGAGGGAGGAGGGGACAGAGUGACGUAAUCAUCUUAAUAAGAAGUAUACUGUUCGUGGUGGAGCAACAGCUGCUUUGGGGAGUGCGCACACCGCUGGACACACACAGCAACCUGCGGCGCAAGAUACACCUGGUCCACCUGGUCCACCUGAUCCAUCUGGUCCAUCUGAUCCAUCUGGUCCAUGAGGUCAGGAGGAGUCCGAGGGGCAGAGCAGACACGAUGGGGUCCGACUGAGACCUGCGACACAGAGCUGCGCGUAACGAGGCCAGCCUGAGAGAGUUCUCUGCGUCCGGCGGCGCGGAGCGGCACAAUGGGAAUGGCGAGUGAGGAUCUGCUCGUGACACUCCAGAUACUCCCUGGUUUCUUUUCAAACUGUCUUUUCCUCGCCCUGUACGACUCGGUGGUGCUCGUGAAGCGCGUUGUGUCGCUGCUCAGCUGCUCCAGGUCGGCCGGUUCCGGAGAGUGGCGCCGCAUGCUGACCUCCGCCGGGCUGCGCUCCAUCUGGAACGGCUUCCUCCUCGACGCCUAUAAGCAGGUGAAACUUGGCCUCGAGGCACCCAACUCCAAAGUGGUAAAGGUCCCUGACAGCCUUCGAUGGAGCAGCAAUCUCAGCAAUAUGACUAAUAUGCCAACUGGUGCCAUCAUUGCAAAUGAAGCGGAGUGCCACCUUCUGGAUUUUGAGUCAUCAGACCGCCCUCUUGUGGUCAACUUUGGCUCAGCCACUUGACCCCCCUUCAUCAGCCAUCUGCCAGCUUUCCGGCAGUUGGUGGAGGAUUUCAGUGAUGUAGCUGAUUUCCUGUUAGUGUACAUUGAUGAGGCUCACCCUUCUGAUGGCUGGGUGGCCCCUCCUAUAGGCUCUUGCUCCUUCGAUGUCCCAAAACAUCAGAACCUGGAAGAGAGGUUGGGAGCGGCACGCAAGCUCAUUGAGCACUUUUCCCUGCCCCCACAGUGUCAGCUGGUGGCAGACUGCAUGGACAACAAUGCUAAUGUGGCUUAUGGUGUUUCCAAUGAACGGGUGUGCAUAGUAAAACAAAGUAAGGUUGCCUACCUGGGCGGUAAGGGGCCUUUUUUUUACAAUCUGAAGGAUGUGCAGCAGUGGCUGGAGCAGAGCUACGGUAAACGGUUAUCAAGGACAAGUACAGAGAAAGACCUGUCCCACAUUUGAAUAAGGAAAUUAGAGAUCAUUUAGUUUUGUGCGAACACAAAGGUCAUGAUCAAAAGGUGUAUCAUGGUGACAUCAUUUGCCAAAAAGCUGUACUGAAUUGUUCCAGAAUUCAGGAGCAACUUCUUUACCUUUUGAAAUCAGGCCAAUUUCUCACACACCAGUCCACUCAAACUGGGAUUAUCAUAUGUAAAGACACACAUUAACUCAGUCCAUUGGAAGUCUUUACAUGGUCACGAAAUGCGAUCUAUUGAUGUCGUUUUUUUCCCCCGUCACUCAGGACGAAAAUAUUGUCAAUGGAAAGUCAUAUGUUGUGUUGGACACACAAAUCAAACGCAUCCACAUGACUAAGCAACGGUCAGAGUAAGUGACUUAGUAUCCAGUAUCGCAAAAGACAACAUAUGGCGGGCUGGUGUGGAGGUGGAUGUGUCCAACAAACACAGGACUUUCAAUCAAGAGACCGGUGUAUAAUACCACAUGUUCCAAGUGUUGUUGUGGGUUUGUUACUAAAACCUUAAUGUACGUUGUUAUUUUAAGCCCAACCAUGAUGUUUCUCCUAAACUUAAGGAAGUGGUUUUGUUGCCUAAACCUAACUUUUGUUUUGUUAGAAUGUUGUCCUGAAAAAAAGUUUCGAGCAACACAAUUUUUUUUUCAGUUUUUGUCCCUCUACUCCAAACCAAUCGGUUUGGAGUAGAGGGCAGUGCGUGAAAUAGGCAUUGUGUGACUAUUUCACGCACUGUUGUGACAUUGAUUGGAUUCCUCUGUAUGUAUGCCCACUUCUGCUGCUAAAAUCAUGUCUUAAGGGAAUUUUAUUGAAAAAUGAUAAAGUUCACAGUUUUAAAAUGUUUUAUAAAAUAAUACAUCUAAAGCUAUGCUUUUAUUGUUUUGUGGAGAUUUUGAUAUUUUUUUUUCACUGUGGUCAUGUUUUUAUGCAAUAUGUCAAGAAAUUAAUUUUAUGUGUAAUGUUUAUCUACCCUCCUUUCUCUUUGGAUAAAUGUUCUUUCAUACAGUACAUACUGACCAUUGUUCUCCAUUUGACAGCUCAAUUUUAUUUUCCUUUAUAGUGUAUUUAACCCCUUGGAAGUAUUUGUGUUUACACUAUUGAGUCAAUGUCGAUUUAAUGUGGCUUUUAACACAACAGACAAAAAGAAAUCAUUUAAUAUAGAAUUCAAACAGUUUCACUGCGAUCUAGAUAGCAAUCAUUCAUCCUCUACUCGGAGGAGCCUGCUGCAGAGAACCCAACCCUCCAGCAUGGCGCUGCCCCCAACAUGCUUCAUGCUGGAAAUGGAUUUUUUUAUAAUGUAGUGCAGCGCUUGGCUUACUACCGACAUGGUGUUUCAUUUGGAGAAAAAGCAAAGUUUUGCUCUCAUCAACCAUAGGACCUGAGUCUCCCACUGUAGCCCAGAUGUCAUGUGAGCAGCUUUCUCUUUGCCACUCUCCUAUAAAGCUGCAGGGUCAGCCCCCCCUCCCGAAGCUUUCCAUGGUUCUGACAGUUUGUUUUAUUAACAGAUGUUUCAAUUGCCUCCUGAUCUGGCCACCUUCCUUGGAGGUGGCCUAUAUAGAUGUAUUUCAGCUAUAUACGCCUUUAAGGCAUAUAUUGUUUCUCCUUGUAUGUAGGCUAUGCUGCACAUCUUUUUUUUCUCUCCAUUUGCUGGCUUCACCUUUUUGUUGAGAUGUUUGGAGUGUUCCUUUGUCUUUAUGGUGUAGCCAUGAUACUUACAGCGUCAAAAAGCCACAUUGAAACUACUCUGAUGUACUUUUGCCCUGGGUCUUGCCCUGCCUUGCUGUUUUGGGCAGCCUUAAAGAAAUACCUGUAGACACUACUCAGGGCUAAAAAAAAAAAGCCCCAUUCCAUAUACCCAUGAGCAGGGAAGAUGGUUGGCAUUCACAACACAUCAAUAGUGCAUAAAUAAUGUCAUCAGAAUCCCAGUUGUAUUAGUUUAACACACAGUAGGAGAGUUUGAAGCUGGUUUUAUAUCCCUAAGAUGACAAUGGCAAUGCCAUCAAUGCCACUGCCAGACAGCAAUACAUUCAUUACGUUGAUUCACUAGUCUCACAACAGGAGAGUUUCUACAGGGCAGAGACCUGGUCUGAGAGUCACUUGAGAAUAAUUAGACCUGAUCCAAAUGUUGGUUGACAGGCCUAGAGAGAGAAUACCAGACCUCUGCUUGUCAUGUUUUCAAAUAAAUUCAAAUUGGAUUAUAUUCAAAUUCAAAUGCAUUUCAUGCCAAUAAACUAAACAUUACAACUCAAGUUUAAAUCUUAGGCUUUUAAUGACAUUAAACCAUUAAAUAUCUUUAAAUAUUGAAAUGUUCUUAACAUGUCAGAAAAUGUUGAGAGUCAGUAGGUCUGUGUGGUUGAGAUGGGUUUCAUCAUUAUCAUGCUGAAAUGACAGCAUUAAAACGCCACAGAAAACGCAGAUGGUUUGUUCUUGUUUCAGUGACAAAGGUGUUCUAAUGAAAAUCUUUGAUGAAAGAGUCCCUGACUCAGUCUCUGGUUUGAUAGUGAACUGCACCUGGUCAACAGAACACAGAACUAUUGUAUCUGCUUUAAUUGUCGAUCUACUAAAUGACUUAUGUCUCAGUAACUUAUAUAGGCAACUGUGCUUUACUUGUCAUUUACUGUGCUUUUUCAUUACUGCUUAGGGCAAUGUUUAUUUUUCUAACAUGUCAAAGAAGGGAAAUAAAAGAGAAUGAUUGCUCUUGA